This is a messenger RNA of Anolis carolinensis (green anole), 5638 nucleotides long. It is a transcript of the gene adcy10, whose product is annotated as adenylate cyclase 10. The record is from RefSeq and is a predicted model, not a curated record. The transcript is spliced from 34 exons. Gene Ontology annotation, molecular function: adenylate cyclase activity. Gene Ontology annotation, cellular component: cytoplasm. Gene Ontology annotation, biological process: intracellular signal transduction; cyclic nucleotide biosynthetic process. NCBI's taxonomy places the organism in Eukaryota, Metazoa, Chordata, Lepidosauria, Squamata, Anolidae. The coding region runs from base 396 to 5405 and encodes 1669 amino acids.
GGGGGGGGUGCCAAAAUUCUGUUCACCUACAGAAUUGAAAAAUACCUAGGGCCGGCUCUGCAGACAGUAUCUCCCCCUAAGCACUUGUAUGGGCUCUAAAAUCCUCAAGAAAUCCUCUUUAGUACCUCCACAUUAAUAAACUCAUCAGUUUGGCAUGCUAAAUAGGGUCUUCUUAGUAGCCUGGCAACUGUUAUCAACACAGCUAUAGGUCCCAGUAGAUAUUAUUGGAGGAGAGGUGUCUGCCAGUUCAUUGUGACAUGAGCCUGACAACAGAGAUACUAUGUAAGCACGUGGAAGGAAUCCUCACAGUUCCUGGGCACAGCAGAAGAUCAAGUCCCUCUCUUUUCCACCUCUGAGCCACUACCUUCAUUAAUCUGCCACAUCUAGAAGUCACAAUGUCAGCAAACAGACAGAAUGAGAUCUCAGCCCUUGGCAAAGCAGCCGCUCAUGUCCCUGACUUGAUAGUGUACGGUGAUUUUUCUCAGGAAGUCCCUUUCAUUGAGAGUUUUGAUGGUGUUCUGCUAUUUGUAGACAUUUCAGGUUUUACGGCAUUGACUGAAAAAUUUAGCACGGACACCAAAAUGGAUCGUGGUGCUGACGAGCUGACCCAGACACUCAAUCACUAUGUAGGUGACAUUGUGGAGGAAGUCCUUGUAUUUGGAGGUGAUGUCUUGAAAUUUGCAGGAGAUGCUUUAUUGGCACUCUGGAAGGUGGAACGUUGCCAUAUAAGUGACAUCAUCACUCUGGCAGUGAAAUGUAGUUUCAGCAUCCAGCAGGAGUAUGGUGUUCGUGACACUGAGGUGGGACUGGAGUUACGCGUGAAAAUAGGACUGUCUGCAGGCCAUAUCUCAAAAGUUAUUCUUGGAGACAACAAGUACCGGUAUUUCCUGGUAAUCGGCCGGGCAGUGGAUGAAGUGCGGUUGGCCCAAAAUUUAGCAAAAGCAAGUGAAGUUAUCCUGUCACCAAACUGUUGGGAGCUUUGUGAUCGAAAUUUAAUUGAAGUAGAUAGAAUUCCAGAUGAACGAGCAGUUAAGGUCAGAUACAUUAAGAAUAUACCUGACUUUGACAUGGAAGGAUUUCUUGAAAAAUGUUCACUCUACCUGCGUCAAAAUCGCAUAUCUGAAACCUUUGAGGUCUUGAGAAACGCCUCUAUCCUGGCUCCAAAUGAAGAACUUGAAAAGAAUUUGAGAAAAUUUGUGAUGAGGAACAUCUUGAGGAAGAUUGAUGACAAUCAGCCACUGGAAUAUUUGUCAGAGCUUCGGCCAGUUACCAUCGUUUUUGUGAACUUGCAAUUUGAUGAUAGUGCUAAUACUCACCAUCUGUGUAAGGCUAUCCAAGAUGCCUACACUAUGAUCAUAAGAGUCAUCCACCCUCUCAGUGGAAAAAUCAACAAGUUGUUUAUGUUUGACAAAGGCUGUACUUUGCUUUGCAUCUUUGGCCUCCCUGGAGAUAAGCAAGCUGAUGAGAGUGCAAAUGCUCUUGACAGUGCCCAUGAAAUUCAUGCAUUCUGUUCUAGAGCACUCAUGAAAGUAAAGAUUGUCUCUAUUGGAGUCACCAGUGGGCCAGUUUUCUGUGGAGUAGUUGGUCAUCGAGUGAGACAUGAAUACACAGUCAUUGGCCGAAAAGUGAACCUUGCUGCCCGGAUGAUGAUGUAUUAUCCUGGCAUAGUAACCUGUGAUGCAAUCACCUGUGCCAAAUCCAAGCUGCCUCUGCAUUUCUUUGAAGAGCUCCCCUUAAUUGAGAUGAAAGGUGUUCUGAACCCUGGGACAGUAUAUCAUUUUCUUGGUGUCAGUGAGAAAGCUAUGAUUUACAAAGCAUAUCUGACCAGGGAGAGAUCAGAAUAUUAUCCGUUACUAGGUCGCAAGAAAGAGACUGACAUCUUUGAGAACUUACUGAUGGAUUUUAAAGUUAUCAGAAAAAGCCAUAUCAUAAUGUAUGAAGGACCCAUGGGAUAUGGAAAAAGCCAGCUAAUGGCUGAAAUGGCCUACCUAGGGCAAUGGGCUGGUCAAAAGGUUGUGGCAAUGGAGCUUGCAAAAAUAAAUAUGUGCCAAAAUUUCUUUACUAUCCGGACAUUCAUGGCUAUGUUCCUGGGGAUUGAUACCUGUAAAACCUAUGAUGCAAGACAGUAUAUUCUUUUGGCGAAAAUCCACGAUAUAAUAAAUGAAGAAUAUUUAUGCCUUCUCAACAACCUAUUUCAUGUUAAGUUUCCCACUUCAGAAAAAGUUUGCCAAAUGAACAAAGAUGCAAGGAAUGAAGAAAUGGAAAGAAUACUUGUAAAGAUUCUAGAGAAUGCUGUGGAGAAAGAAAUUCUUAUUCUUGUCAUUGACGAAGCUCAGUUCAUUGAUUCAGCAUCGUGGGAUUUCCUGGAUAACUUGCUAAAGAAGGUUCCCAUCUUCAUCGUCAUGUCUUCAUCUCCUAUCAAAAGCAAGGGGAGACUACCUUGUCAGACCGCAGCUAAAAUCCUGAACAGUCCCGACACUACCUACAUUCAUUUAAGGGAGUUAACACCUUCAGUAAUUAUCCAAAAGGCAUGCCAAGACCUUGGGGUGGUCACUAUUGCCAGGGAACUAGAAACAUUUUUAAUACAAAGAAGCCAUGGAAAUCCAUUUUACUGUGAGGAGCUUCUCCGGAAUCUACAUCUAAACAAUGUGCUUCAGUUCCACCUGGUGGAGGAAGAUGAAGAAAAAGAGGAUGAGUGGGACAGCCUUUUUACUAAUACUGUUCUCAAGAGUCAAGACUCCAAGAACUUAGAAAGUGAGGGUGAAUCAUAUAUUUGCACAAUUAGACAGAAUGUGAAGCUACAUAGCAUAAUGUUACCUCCAACGUUAAAAGGAAUUGCUCUGGCUGAGCUAGACAACAUGAAUCCUUCAGAACAGAUGGUGGUGAAAUGUGCAUCUAUCAUUGGAGCGACCUUCACCACAGACCUGCUUCACUAUAUCCUCCCUGAAUGGUCAAAGAUGAAAAUGUAUCAGACACUAGCAGCCUUAGUAGACUCCAAUAUCUUUCAAUGUUUCAUUGAAAGAAAAGACUUGAAGGCUGCUGAAUUCUCCAGUGAACGCACAUUAUUCUUCAAGAUUACGAAACCAGCGCCACAAAAGUCUGAUAUUGGCAUAGCUGUUUCCAAUAGGCUUAAUCAAGAGGAGAGAGUCAUGGGGUGCAAAAUUAUGACGUUCUGCACACCAUUGUUACAAGAAGCAGCUUAUGAGCUCUGGCUGAAAAAUCAGAAGAAGGCCUUGCAUCUGAAAUGUGCCAGUUAUCUGGAGAAGCAUGCUCACCGCUGCAAGUGCUGUGGAGGAGGAGACUUCAUUUCCUUCCACCGUUUUGCAGUGGAAGGCAUGCUGGAAAACAUACAUACAUGGGAGGCUAAGGGUGAACAAGUCAUAGAAAAUGAACUGAAUCAAACCGUUUUGAUGCUCGUUUCUGAAACACUGAAAAAGCUGGAGCCAUCCAAACGUGAAGCAUAUAAAUGCUUCUCUCUUCCCACCUCCAGGCGUGGUACUAAGGCAACUGUGCUGGAAUCAAGUGGUGACACCCUUGCUUCUGAUCACUGGGACGAAUUUAGAAGUACAAGGCGCAGGGAAAAUACCAUAGAGACAAACGUCACCUGGCAAGAUUCUUUUAGAGCUGAAGAUACAGAAAUGGAAUUCCUGAAGAGGAUGGAUGAAAUUAUCUUCCUUACUGGAAUGAGCAAGAAAAAUGAUAAAAAUGUUGCCUGUUGUGAAUGUGAAGAAAUUGUGGAAUCUGUCAUUGUGCCUUUGUCUCAACACUGCACAGCUCUGGGGAAUUAUACUCGAGCUUUUUAUUACUUGCUGGAAUGUGCAUCUGGUUAUGUACACCUCUCCAAUAACUAUAUGGCGUUUACAUAUCUGAAUACAGCUGAGAGCAUGCUGAAAUUGUUGGAAUUCCAAGAGCAAGGUGUCAAUCAGUUUGAAGAGUCAGUUUUGUGCAGCCUAAAGGGAGAGGUCUCUUACAAUAUGGGUCAAAUCAAUUUGGCAAAAAAAUUACUGAAGAAGGCUUUGAGUUUAUUGAACAGAAGUUUCCCAAUUACUAUUGUGGGAGCGUUUUUCAUGUCUAUGGUGGAAACUUCCAGGCAUUUGUCUCAUCAGAAGAAGCAGACCUUUUGGCAAAUAUCCAGUGGAAAGCAGAAGAAAUUAGCUGUUCUGCACCUGCAAGGAAACUGCCUUUCCCUGUUGUGGCAGCUUUUCAGCCUGGAUCUUGCCCGAAGCAGCAAGAAAUUUUCUCGCCUAGCAGCUCUCAUGAAGGUGAAUUGUGCAGAGGAGUCGCACGAUGAUUCCCAGAUAAUAUCGUCCUAUAUGGAAUUCUCACUUUGCUGUCAGUUGUUGGGCUACCAGCAUGACUGGAUGAAAUAUGAGUUAAUGGCCAUCAGACGUAGUUCAUUUCUUCGGGUUGUUGGAGAAGGGCUAUUAAUAAUAACUAAGCUGGCAUCAUCGCUAGCCUACAUGAAGCUUUGCUUGGGAAACCUGCCCCUAGCCAUCCAACUAGGUUCUCGGGCCCAUGAAUUAUGUGAACAGUUGAAGAAACCUAAGCUUGACUAUAUUGUUCUCUUAGACCUCUUUAGUGCUCUUUUUUUCAGUACCAGAUUCCAAGAUGCGGUGCAAGUACUUAGCUGGCUAGAGGAACUUUCCAUUCAACACAACAAUAUCAUUGGGCAGGCUUGUUUUAUUUCUAGCUGCCUGAAUGUUAUGCUUUAUGCAGGUUUUUCAUUUAGGUCUUUUGAUCACUGUCUGGAAUUUGUUCUUGCUAAUGAAACUAACUGCAUUCUUAUGUCUCAAAACAACAUCAUGCUUGGCCUGUAUUCAUCUCUGGCAAUUUGGUUUGCUAGGAUUCAAGAAUGGAGUAACUUUGUACAGCCAUUUGAACAGGCAAGAAGGCUAAUGAGAAGAACAAGUGCUUCUCUUUAUGCUAAUCAUGGUUUCUGCAAGUUUGUGGAGUGUGAGGUUCUACUACUUCGAAAGUAUAUUGAAGAAAAGCCUGAUAAGGCCCGUGACCUGCGUAACAAAGUAUUAAAGAAUUUUGAUCUGGUAAUGGCUCAGUGUUCCACGAGCCCUAUCUUCUAUGCCAGAGUUUACCACCUGAAGGCCUAUGUCCAACUGAUGCUCGAUCAUGAUGAAAACAGCCAAAACUUUCUGGAGAAUGCGUUCCAGAACAGUGAGCUGUAUGGGAACUUUUUGGAACAAUCAUGGCUGGAGAUUAGCAAGGAGUGGUGGUUCACUGGAAGUUGCCCAAUGAAAGAUUGGUGGUUAAAAACAGUUCCAGAUUUUCCUGAGUGGAAAGUAGGCAUGACAAGCGCGGAAAUGGGAGAUUUCUAUAAAAACAAGUAUCUUCUGAAGGUGCCAGAGCUGGAUAUACAUAAUCAAUUCCCAGAAACUACUGUGGAAUACUAACAUCAAAUAAUUUCCAAGUGCCCAGCACCAGGGAAUCUGCUCUACAAGAAACUCAUGUGCAUCAUUGCUUCUGCAAGAAAUUCUGGUGUAGCUGGUGCAGCAGUGUAUGUCUACAAAUUCUGGCUUCUCCCUGGCUAAAUCCCCAUUCCAGUAUUUGUCAAGUGUACCUCAAUAUGGUAUCUGAUAACUAUUAUCUGUACUUAAAAUCCUUCCUUCCUGGAAAUCACUCCAAA